Molecule: messenger RNA, 3958 nt
Organism: Ipomoea triloba (trilobed morning glory)
Lineage: Eukaryota; Viridiplantae; Streptophyta; Magnoliopsida; Solanales; Convolvulaceae
Product: disease resistance protein RPP13-like
Exons: 4
Coding region: 102-3359 (1085 amino acids)
Biological process (GO): defense response to other organism
Molecular function (GO): ADP binding
Source: RefSeq, a predicted model, not a curated record
UUAUCCUAUACUCUGCUCUGCAAAAAUUCCUCUCUCAUUUCUUCUCAUACUUUCUCCCCUCUUUGCAAACUCCAUCUUAAUUACCUCUUCCAUCACUGGGUAUGGCGGCUUUUGGUGCUGUAACCAUUUUAAUGGACACACUCCAUCAACACUUCCUCCAACCCACACCCCUUUUCCCUCUUCGCAACAAAACAAAGGUCAAAUUACUUUACAAAAAUCUGUCUUCUUUGCAAACCUCUCUUGAAAAAGAUUUCAAACUGGGGUACUGUGAUGAAACAAUGAAAGCUUUGGAAGCACAAAUGAGAGAUGUCUCCAUUGAACUAAGAUUCCAAAUUGAACACCAUUUGACAUUGUUUUACUUGGGGAAAUCCAUGAAGCUUAGGCUUCACUCUGCUCAAAAGCUUCUUCCCAUUUUGAAUGCAGCAAUUAAUGGCGGCAUAGAAACUAUGGAUUUGAAUUGUGUGAUGGAGAUCCUAAGGAAGCACUUCACGCUGCCGGUAUCAGGCAUGCCACCUCGUAUAUACAAAAGGGUCAAAUCUUUUUGCAUCCAGCAUAAACUCUUUCUCUAUGGAGAACAAUAUGAAGAACGGACGGGAUAUGAAGAAGAGAGUGAGGAUGAUGAACAACAGAUUGAUGACGAGGAAUGCCGGUUCCUGGGGAACAUAGUAGUCCUCGUAAUACGGUACUUCAUAAGGCCCGUAUGGCGCCUGUUGUCUCAAGUAAAGAAAAAGGUGAAAUCUUGUUUCAGACGGGAAAGGAAAAGCGAUGAUGAUGAGAAAGAGAGCGAGAAUGGCGAACAGAGUGAUGAUGAAAAAGAUAGUGAUGAUGAAGAAGAGAGUGAGGAUGAUGAGCAAGAUAGUGAUGAUGAUGAAGAAGAGGCAGAGAGGAGGAAACAACGGAUUAGACAAAAUUUGUUGUCUAUGAUGUACAUGUUGUAUGAAGCAGAAAGUGUAAUCAGACAAGAAGUGAGAGCCUCUUAUCUCAAUAAGUACAUGAAACAACGGAUUCUGGCUACACAAAGGAUUCGUCAACUCUUCAUCCAAGGUAUUAGCCUCACAUCAAACAUCAACAAACACAUGUUGAAGCUUAAGAAUGCAUACCACCAAUCCAACAACUCACAAAACAACAACAACAACAACAACAAUCCUGCAGCUUCUCUUAGAGGGCUGGAAUUCGAUAACAUUACAGUUGGUGAUUCCAAGUCUACAAUCAAAAUGGUGGGCUGCGAUGAUGUGUUCAACACCAUAAUGGACAACCUGAGCCAGAAAUCCUCAAAACGAGAAGUUGUUUCGAUUGUGGGAAUGGGUGGCAUCGGCAAAACCACCUUAGCUAAAAAGAUUUAUGAAGAUUCUUCAUUCAUUUCUUACUUUGAUUGUCGAGCUUGGGUUACUAUCUCACAGGAUUAUAAUCCAACACAAGUGUUCCAAUGCCUGCUUCGUUCUCUUGCCCCUGCAGGGGCCAGUGACAACAAUGGAGCUAGCAACUAUGAAUUGGCUGAGCAAGUAUACAGGCUUCUAAAACAUCGAAGGUAUUUGAUUGUAGUAGAUGAUAUUUGGACUACAAAUGUUUGGGAUGAUUUAAUGAGAUAUUUUCAGGAUGACAAUAUUGGAAGUCGAAUAUUGUUAACCACUCGACAAAAAAAUGUGGCUGAGUAUGCUGAUUCAGGUAAUCAUUUUUGCCAUACCUUACCUUUUUUGGAUUCAAAUGAAAGUUGGGAUCUUUUCCAGAGCAAGAUCUGUAAGAGAUCAAUAACUCUACUGUCCCCUGAAUUUGAAAAAAUUGGUAGAGAGAUAGUAGACAAGUGCAAAGGAUUACCUCUUGCAAUUACUGUGGCUGCUGGACUCCUCUCAAACUCCAACCAAACCUUUAUUCAUGAAUGGGAGCAUAUUGCAAAAUGUGUCCCUGCUUUGAGUUUAGAUCAUUCUAAUCAUCAGGGUGAGAACAUCAUUUAUUUGAGUUACACCUUCUUGCCUCAUCAUCUUAAGCUUUGUUUUUUGUCAUUUGGGUGUUUUCCAGAAGACGAUAUGAUUUAUGAAAGUAGGAUCGUUGAUUUUUGGGUUUCAGAGGGAUUUCUAAAGGUUUUGAAGUCUGAGAGCUUGAAAGAUGUGGCAAGGAAAAAUUUACAAGAUCUUGUAGAUAGAAAUCUUGUUCUAUUUAAUCAAUAUAGAAAUGGUGUAAAAUUCUACCAAAUGCAUGAUGUCUUGCGUGAAUUGGUUUUGAGAGAAGUCCAAAAAGAAAAUCUUUUAUGUUCCAAGAAGGGUUAUACUAUAAGUUUGAGGUGGAAGAGAAAUCAAUCAAUAAACUCUUCCCAUAUAUCUCAACCAUGGAGUGUCCAAUCGAGAAUUUGCAGUUACAACAGUAUAACUCCUACUAACAACACUUCUUCACUGAUGGAUGGUAUUUACACUUCAACAGGGGUGGGGGCGCAUGCACAGUUUAAGUUUAUAAGGGUAUUUGCUGUAAUCAGUGAGGUGAUAAAUGUCCAUAAUAUUUUUUUGAAGAUGGUGGGUCUAGUGCAUCUGAGAUACAUAUGUAUUUCUUGUGGGUUAAAUAUCCAUUAUUUGCCGUUGUUCAUGUUGCGGAAUCUACAGAUGCUAGAAGUUGGUGUUUAUUCAUCAUGUGAACCCCUUGAUAUUUGGGGAUUACCUCAACUGAAGAAUAUCACUAUUUCUAGUAGCAUUACACUAGUUCCUCCAAGAUCGGUUCAUCAUAAUUUGGAGAGCAUUCAAAGUUUGGAUUAUAGGAGUUGUACAAAGGAGUUGUUCCUGAGGAUCCCAAAUCUAACGACAUUGACAGUUUCUACUAAUCAUGAAAUUAAAUGCAAAACUCCCAAUUGGUUUGAAAGUCUUGUCUAUUUAAAUAAAGUGGAAGCACUAGAGGUUGAUGCCGAACUUGGGGAGUUUAGUACUAUUUAUUCUAAGGGGAUGCUAAGCCUAGAGAAUUUUUUGCCAAAUCUUAAGCAUUUAAAUUUGUCUAAAACAAAUUUAAAAUGGAAGGAUAUGGAUGUUGUUGGUAAGUUGUCUAAGCUUGAGGACCUCAGUUUGGGUGGUUAUGCUGUUAAGGGUCAAAAAUGGAAACCCAAAGAUGGAGGAUUUUGUCGGCUAAGAUUCUUGAAGAUAUAUUCGAGGCCUCUACAAUAUUGGGAAGCCACUAGUAAUCAUUUUCCAGUCCUUGAAAAGCUAGACAUUGCUUUCAUAAAAUUGAAAGAAAUUCCUAGUGGUUUUGCAGAAAUAACUACUUUCAAAUCAAUCAAUUUAUUUGGUUGUUUAGAGUCACUUAUAUCAUCUGCUGAGCGUAUUCAAAAAGAGAAACAAGAGUAUGGAAACGACACAUUUGUUGUUGAUAUUAUCAGAUUGUAGCAGCUAGGUUGCCCAGAGGUUGGCAAUUAGUGAAGAAAAUGCCAAAAAUUCACAUUAGCUACUGCUUUAAUUACAUUAUGCUUCCAUGAAGUCAAUUCUAAAGGGAUUUACCUCUCAUUACCACACACAACAGCCUCUGCCAUAACUGGAUUGAAUUGAAGCGCUAGCUGAGGUUGUCUGUUCAUAAGUUCCAUGAAGAUGAGAUGAGAUGAGAUAGAUGCAGCCAAGACACCACACUACAUCUACUAUACAACAGCACUGUAAUCUGAAGCCUUCAACAGAGCAGAAGCUCCAUCGGUCCCCUGCUGGAGGUUUUGAGCUGAUAAGUUGCGGAAUGGAUUAAAUUGUGAGAGUAUUUUGUACGUGCAUUGAAGAAUUUGGGUCAACGCUAAUGCUGGCACGCAUGACGGCAAAUUAAGAUUUAAGGACGGAAGCAUCAAGGAUUUCUAGUGGUUUUGUAAAUAUAGUUACUUUCAAAUUAAUCAAGUUUUUGGUAUAAAAGAGGUAUGAACUUGUUUUUGUUUUGUUGUAUAACUUAUUGGAUUCUUAUUAUUUGUAUCUAUUAUCUUGAUUAAAAAUUCCUCUAUCCAUAGCUCAAA